GGCCGGGAUGGGCGCAGAGGCAGCUCGGUGGGCAGGGAAAGGAGAGGCGCUGGGAAGCACCGGGCGAAGGUGGCGGCGCCAGAAACAGCCCACCAGCGCCCAACGAGGGAGUCCUACCUUGCCGGUAGUAGAGGCCGGUGACGGUGUUCCCGUAGACCCGCCAUGCCACCUGGAUGCCGAGCAAGCUCACUAGCAGCCAGAGCAAGAGGAGCUGGAAGAGGGCGGCCCGCAAGUCCUGGGCCUCCCAGUCCGACAUGAACUCCUGUCCGAGCCAGGUGAGAGCCCGCAGCGUCCGCGUCGGGACCUCCCACUCCGCGGGCCCAGCCUCCGCCAUCCAGCUCCGUCCUGCCCGGCGCCCGCGCGAUGGCGGGAACGACAAGGUUGAAACGCUGCGGCGUCUGGCAAAGGAGACGCACUGCGCCACAACCCUCGGGAAAACUGUCAGCGGGACCGCAUUGCGCGUGCGCCCGAGGGGAAGUUGUAGAUCCCGCCCCAUUUUCCUCUAACACUUUUUCAGAGCGAGUGUUUACUCGGACGUAAGUGCUGUUGCGCUCAGUGGGACAUUCUUCUUGGUGCGGGUGGAUAGGAUCGACCCCUUACAACUCGAUCCUAUCCGAGCUUCCCCGUAAGUAAGCCCCACCGAUUGCAAAGAAGACGUUCGGGCAGAAUGUGCAUAGGACUGGGCUGCACAACUUUCCCGAGAUUAUUAUUUAUUGUUGUUUAUUUACGGCCUUAGUAAGCCAUCAUCGUUCUGCCAGUGUGCACUCAGGCAGAAGGUCCGCAAUGAGGGAAGCUGUGACUCCGCCAAAGUGCUAUAUCAUCUUCUUAGGCGUAUUUACUUGAAAGAAAACUCACACUCCGAAUCAUUGCCCCUGCCAUUUCGAUGACAUUUCGAAACGUUUCUUAAAAUGCUCACAGUCAUUUUCAUGGCUAUUUUGGACGAUGCAUCCACACCACGUAGCGGCAACCCUGGAGAUCCUCUGUCAGUCAGUGUAGCCAGUACUGAGCUAGAUGGACUGCGUGACUAAAUCCCUCCUGAACGUAGCGACAGUCUGGAAGCGCCCUAACUCGGCGCCAGGCUAUUUCCUAUGUUCCUACCUUGUCGCCUUUCAAAAUAUGGUGGGAGUCCGAGCACCCCCUGCUAAAAACCUCCGCCCCUUCCCAUUCCAGCGACUGGAAAGCAAGCAGAUCUAGCCCGUUGAAAUUAAAGCACAAAGCAGCUACUGAGGACCCUCUUGCAGCAAGACUUCCUCCUCUAAUGCUGCGACUGCUGCAGGCGGCUAGAUUUGGCCCUGCCCCCGGCCCCACUUGAUUCAAGGGCUGCAGAAAUCUACCCAAAGUACUUUGAUUUCAGGCCAGGGCUACGCAGAAAAAAAGAGGAUAAUGAACGUGGGCAAUGGCAAUUCCAAAUACUGCCUUCAACUCCUACUCAAAGGAAUGCUGAAAAGGAAUGCAGCAGCCUCUCCGGUCCUCCCCGAUUCCGUGAAGGCCAUUGUUUUUCACUUUCACUUUCGUUCGGCUGCCUUAGGGUGGGGAGAAGCCCGCUUUUAAUGCGCUGGAGAGGAUACUCAGCAGAGUUGUCUUAACGGCUUCACCCUUGAGGCGACGGAGGCUUGCGAAGGACCGGAGCAGAAUGAGUGCCUUGGAGAGCCUUCCUGAGAUCAACAAGGAAUUGUAUUCUCGCCAGCUCUAUGUUCUGGGCUAUGAGGCCAUGCAGAAAAUGGCGACAACUGCUGUGCUGGUCUCUGGAAUGAAGGGCCUAGGGGUGGAGAUUGCAAAGAAUAUUGUCCUCGCAGGAGUGAAAUCGGUCACUGUCCAUGACCAGAAUGAUGCUCAGUGGAGUGACCUCUCCUCACAGUUCUAUCUUUCAGAGAAUGAUGUGGGGCAAAACCGCGCUCGGGUCUCCCAACGCCACCUUGAAGAAUUGAACAGCUAUGUCCCUGUGCAAGCCUAUACAGAGGGGCUGUCGGAGAGCUUCUUGUCUACUUUCCAGGUUGUGGUCCUGACCAACUCUCCCUUGGAGGAGCAGCUGCGAAUCAGUGAUUUCUGCCACACCAACAACAUUUGCUUUGUCCUAGCUGACACAAAGGGGCUUGCUGGACAACUGUUCUGUGACUUCGGAGAACACUUUGUGGUGUAUGAUCCUUCGGAGGGUGAACCUGCCUCUUCCACCAUUCACAACAUCACUCAGGGUAACCCUGGCAUAUUGACAGUGGCCUGUGACAAUGAGGAGAGACAAGGUCACCACUUUGAGGAUGGUGAUUGGGUGAUAUUCUCAGAGGUUGAGGGGAUGACUGAAUUGAAUGGCUCUGAGCCCCGCCCAAUCUGUUUGAAAGGAACACACAGCUUGGAAGUUGGAGAUACGUCUUCUUUUUCUCCCUACAAAUGUGGUGGGAUCUUCACCAAAGUCAAGAUGCCUCAAAAACACUCCUUUGUAUGUUCUUGUCUUUGGCUAGAGACUUCUGAGAGGAAAUCCCUACAUGCCUCUUUGGCUAAUCCUAAAAUCAAGACUCCAGUUAUAGGGCAACUACCCCGCUAUCGCUCUCUCCACAUGGCCUUCUGGGCACUUCACGUCUUCCAGAGCCAAAUGCAACGACUGCCUAGGCCCAGAGAUGAGGCAAAUGCAGAUAGGAUGGUGAAUCUGGCCCAGACCCUCUCUGUGGGUGAGGCGGAGCUACCACAAGAGGAUCUGGUGCGGACAUUUUCAUAUGGAUGUGCAGGUGACUUGAGCCCUAUCAAUGCUUUCAUCGGAGGCCUAGCUGCCCAAGAGGUGCUGAAGGCUGCCUCAGGAAAGUUCACUCCUUUGGACCAGUGGCUAUAUUUUGAUGCUUAUGAAUGCCUGCCUGAAGAGGAACACAUUUUGCAGCUGACUGAAGAAGACUGUGCUCCACGUGGCAGCCGCUAUGAUGGGCAGAUUGCCAUCUUUGGGGCUGACUUCCAGGAACGGCUUGGGAAGCAGAAAUACUUUCUGGUGGGAGCUGGUGCCAUUGGCUGUGAGCUCCUCAAGAAUUUUGCAAUGAUUGGCUUGGCUGCUAGCAAGGGAGGGAGCAUCACUGUGACGGACAUGGACACCAUUGAACAUUCCAACCUCAACAGGCAGUUCCUCUUUCGACCAUGGGAUGUGUGUAAGCAGAAGUCAGAAGUGGCAGCAACUGCCAUAAAACUCAUGAAUCCCACCAUCAAUGUGACAGCAGAACAGAAUCGGGUUGGGCCAGAUACGGAGAACUUCUAUGGGGAUGGCUUCUUCCUUGGCCUGGAUGGUGUAGUCAGUGCCCUGGACAGUCUGCAAGCCAGAGAAUACGUGUGCAAAAGGUGUGUGCAGUACCUCAAGCCUCUGCUGGAUUCCGGAACGGAAGGCACCAUGGGGCACGCGGAGGUCAUUGUGCCCUUUCUGACAGAGCCCUACGGCCCAGCUCAGGAUGCGGAAGAGACAGAGUACCCUCUCUGCACUCUGCGCCAUUUCCCCAGCACCAUCCAGCACACGCUACAGUGGGCCCGAAAUCAGUUUGAGGGUCUUUUCAAGACAACAGCAGAAAGUGUCAAUACAUUCCUGAAGGAUCCCAGCUUCCUAGAGAUCCAGGAAAUGAAGGCUUUGGAGAUGCUGGAGUUAGUGCAAACCAGCUUUCAGGGGAAGCCACACAAGUGGGAGGACUGUGUGGUCUGGGCCCGGAGACUUUGGGAGCGCCUUUUCUCCCAUGAUAUCCAGCAGCUGUUGCACAACUUCCCACCUGAACACGAGACAAGCUCUGGACUUCCUUUCUGGUCAGGGCCCAAGCGAUGCCCACGGCAGCUGAAUUUUGACUGUAGUAAUAAUACCCAUAUGACCUUCAUUUUGGCUGCCAGUCACCUCUUUGCCCAGACACACAGGCUCCAUGUGAGUGAGGACAACGCUGCCGCUUUCGAAGUCCUCCGUGGCUUGUAUCUACCGCCUUUCCAGCCGCGUCAGGGAGUGCAUAUUCCCCUCACUGACCAAGAGAUGCAGAAUCCACGAGGCACUGUUGAUGAGACGAGGGUGGGAGAGCUGAAGAAGGAACUGGCCAAGCUGAGACAAGAGCUGGAAGAGCAAGGUGCCCUCGUGUCUGAUGAUAUGGAGGCCAUGCAUUUUGAGAAGGAUAAUGACACUCACUUGGACUUCAUAAUGACGGCAGCCAAUCUGCGAGCUGAGAACUAUGGCAUCCCUCCUGCUGAUAAACUCCAGGCCAAGAGGAUUGUGGGCAGAAUCCUGCCUGCCAUUGUCACAACAACAGGAGCCAUAGCUGGCCUGGUGUGCUUGGAGCUUUACAAGCUGGUGUGGCAACACGGGCGUCUCAGCUCCUUUCGCAGCAACUUCCUGCGGCUCUCGGAGCCCCUGGUCAAUCGCUCCCAGCCCCCAUCCUCUCCGCAAACAUACAAGUAUCACCAGAAGACAUGGAACUGCUGGGAUAGAAUUGAGGUGCCUGGUAUCAAUGCAGAGGGAAGCGAGAUAACCUUGAGACAUCUCUGCAAUCAUAUUGAGAGGGAGCAUUGCUUGGUGCUGCAGAUGCUCCUAUAUGGUACGGCUCUUCUCUAUACUGAAUCCUUGGAAGAAGAGGAAAAAGAGCUGCGACUUUCCAGCAGGCUGACGAAACUGGUUUGCUUUGCCACUGGAGCAGCUAUAUCCAAGGAAUGCCACUUCUUGGUGUUGUCGAUGGUCUGUGAAGAUGAAGAGGACAAUAGUAAUUUGCCACCUGUUCAUGUCUGGCUCCAACCAAUGAGGAGUAAAAAAUGAGCUCUUUGUGUGUGUAUGUGUAAUAUGCAAGAUGGGUAUAGUAUCCAUAAACCAGCUAUAAUGCAUUGACUGUGGCUGACUUAAAUUCUGUUUAAAGGAGUGAUUCACUGCCUCAUGAAGAAGAUAUUGUGUCCCCUCUUGCUCUUGAGGCCUGAGGAUUAAUUAGGUGUGAGUUUGUUCAGAAAGUGUAACCCACAAGGGCUGUGUGGGUGUGGGGGUGUUUGCUACAUUUUGAAAAGCUCCCUGAGUCUAACCAUUUAUUCCCUUCCCAAUAUAACCAUUAAAAGUUUGACAACAAUAAAGUUGUAAUAUAGGGAUUGGAAGACCUCAGGCCAAAUGUGCACCCCACCCAGGCUUUUCUGUAUGGCCUGCUGCCUACAGCACCACCUCUCCUCAGGAUACACCUCUCAUAAUGUGUGUGUGUGUAGAACCUCCUUGAUUUUUGUGUGGCUGGAAUGCCAGUCAGAGUAGAUAAUACCAGGGCCAGAUGCACCAGUGUUUGAAUAAGGGAGCUUCAUAUUCCAUAAUAUUUUGAACAACUGUAAUGGGAAGGGGGCAGUCAGGAUGCCCUGAAAUGUUUGAAAGGCACUGGAUAAUACUGGGGUGUGAGAUGCUGGUUCAAAUGUCCUCUUUACCUAUUGGACAGUCUCACCCAGGUCAUUUUCCUUUUACUCACAGUAAAAUGGGCCCAUUGUGAGGAUAAAUGAGAGACUGUAAAACACUCCAGCAUGCAAAAUAAAGUGGAACAUAGAAAGCUGUCAUUGGUCUUUUUACUCAGCAUUGUCUACUCCAGGAAUCACCAA
Messenger RNA from Rhineura floridana, 5550 nucleotides. It is a transcript of the gene UBA7, whose product is annotated as ubiquitin like modifier activating enzyme 7. The coding region runs from base 1634 to 4747 and encodes 1037 amino acids. The record is from RefSeq and is a predicted model, not a curated record. Gene Ontology annotation, cellular component: SUMO activating enzyme complex; cytoplasm; nucleus. The transcript has 25 exons. Gene Ontology annotation, molecular function: ubiquitin activating enzyme activity; SUMO activating enzyme activity. Gene Ontology annotation, biological process: protein sumoylation; DNA damage response; protein ubiquitination. Lineage: Eukaryota; Metazoa; Chordata; Lepidosauria; Squamata; Rhineuridae.